UAAGAGCAUUGCUUGUUUGUGUUAUAAAAUGACAAUAUUUAAUAUUUUCCUUGGGUAUUGUUUUGUCUUAAGUACUUAUAAAGUACAAGAAACUCUCGCUGAGCAAUCUCCAGUAGCUUUUACUUUCAAAGAAUACCAAUACAAAGAUUCACCGAAAAACGAAAUGACGUUCAGAGAGUUUGAGACAGCAUGUGAGCAAAGCGGAGCAUGCAGUCAAACUACAGGACUUUUAAAAACACGAUGUGUCAGAGAAUGUGUGUCGCCUUCAUGCUACAGAGAACUUUAUCAAGACGAUGCGCUAGAGGAAGGUGAAAUAGAUGUUCGACUAAACUCUUUCAAGGGAUGUUUCAUACAGAGAAGCGGUCGAACAAGAAAUUGAUUUCGUCCAAAAAUAGUAUCUAUACUGGUACUAUGUGCUAAUAAAAUCGUAAAGACCCGUCGGAAAGUACGUUUCAUGUUGUUAGUAAGUAUUUAUCAAACUUUCGUGUAGUGUAG
Messenger RNA from Spodoptera exigua (beet armyworm), 495 nucleotides. The record is from the annotation of a GenBank genome assembly. NCBI's taxonomy places the organism in Eukaryota, Metazoa, Arthropoda, Insecta, Lepidoptera, Noctuidae.